CUCUCUUUUUAGCAAUGCGUCUCUACCACAGCACACAGGUAUCACAAAAAAUGGGUCUUCGCAAUAGAAAAGAGAGACAUCACUGCUGGAUGGUCCCGCCAUGCCAGGUGAUGGAGAGUCCACAAGAGGAGACUAGUGACCUCAUCCAACCCGAGAAACUGCCAAAUCCCGUCCUGGCUUCUCACCAACACAGAGCCCUUCACCAAGAGCUGCUAUUCUGCCACAGAAGAGGUCUACUGCCCAGAAAAAAGCCUGAGCUGCAGCACGUGUUGGAACACAAACAGAGAGAGCAGCACAAGCAGAGGGAGCUGGCCCUCUGUCCUCUGUCCGACCUGGAGGUGAAGCUACGGACGAGGCAGCAGAGAACAAAAAUUUACGAGCUCGAGCAGACGAAGAGGAUCGAGAGUCUGCAGAAUGUACCAGAGUUUGUUCAUGUGAGAAGAACCCUGAAACACGUCCAAAAUUUUUCCUAGUAAGGAGUACAACCAGAGCAAAUGGACACA
Molecule: messenger RNA, 503 nt
Organism: Plectropomus leopardus (leopard coralgrouper)
Lineage: Eukaryota; Metazoa; Chordata; Actinopteri; Perciformes; Serranidae
Product: protein FAM107B
Source: RefSeq, a predicted model, not a curated record